CGCAGACGCACGCAUCACGUCACGACACAGAACAGAAACGAGAGAAAGAAGCGGACAGCGCAGAAAACAGGACGGACAUCAGUACCAAAAGACACAGACGAGAAAUACGCGACAGGCAGAUAAGCGCCGAGUGUCUGGAGAGCGAUGAGGGCGGCGGUGUUUUGCGGGGCUGUGUUGAUGCUCGCACUGUCCUCGGUAAAAGAGGCUGAGGGCGAAAACGGAAUUUCCUUUGAGUACCACCGCUAUGAGGAAAUGAGAAAAUCGUUAGUAUCUGUGUGGCUGCAGUGUCCAUCCAUCACCCGCAUCUACACUGUAGGAGAGAGCUUUGAGGGUCGCGAGCUGCUCGUGCUGGAGAUGAGCGACAAUCCCGGGAUACACGAGCCUGGUGAG
Danio rerio (zebrafish) is the source of this 390-nucleotide messenger RNA. It is a transcript of the gene cpe, whose product is annotated as carboxypeptidase E. Gene Ontology annotation, cellular component: cytoplasm; extracellular region; membrane. The record is from RefSeq and is marked validated. Lineage: Eukaryota; Metazoa; Chordata; Actinopteri; Cypriniformes; Danionidae. Gene Ontology annotation, biological process: signaling; proteolysis; cell communication. Gene Ontology annotation, molecular function: metallocarboxypeptidase activity; carboxypeptidase activity; zinc ion binding.